Messenger RNA from Strongyloides ratti, 3183 nucleotides. Its product is annotated as GPS motif domain and D-galactoside/L-rhamnose binding SUEL lectin domain and GPCR, family 2,extracellular hormone receptor domain and GPCR, family 2-like domain-containing protein. The record is from RefSeq and is a predicted model, not a curated record. NCBI's taxonomy places the organism in Eukaryota, Metazoa, Nematoda, Chromadorea, Rhabditida, Strongyloididae. The transcript is spliced from 3 exons. Gene Ontology annotation, molecular function: carbohydrate binding; G protein-coupled receptor activity. Gene Ontology annotation, cellular component: membrane. The coding region runs from base 1 to 3183 and encodes 1060 amino acids. Gene Ontology annotation, biological process: cell surface receptor signaling pathway; adenylate cyclase-activating G protein-coupled receptor signaling pathway.
AUGGCUAUUUAUUUUUAUCUACCAACACCUGUAUUGGGAAUAGAUAAAGAAAUUACAAUUUGUGAUGGAUUAAAUGUAACUUUACAAUGUGAUGAAGCAAAGAUAAUAAAUUUUACAAUGGCAAAUUAUGGUCGUUUUGCAAUAGAAGUAUGUAAUGAUCCAAAUGAUUUUAAGAUUCCUGAUGAAAAAAUUUGUAAAAAUGAUAAAACAUUACCAAUACUUGAAAAAUUAUGUCAGGGACAAAGUAUUUGUUCAUUUAAUGUUAAUAAUAAGAUGUUUGAAGAUACAUGUAUUGGAUUACCAAGAUAUUUAGUUGCAAGAUAUAAUUGUAUUGAAAAAAUUAUUCCAACAACAACACAAAAAACGACAACUGAAUUGGUACAAAUUAAUAUUCAUCUAAUGGAGGAUAAUGAGUAUGCAAAAGUUGUCUCACAAAAAGAAGAUUCUCCUAUGAUUAAUAUUGGAAUAACAAGAAAUCCAACAAAAGUUAUUGCAAAAAUUGAAGAAAAUCCUGAAAAUGUAGUAAAAAAUUGUCCAAAAAUUAGUAGACGUUUAAUUACAUGGCCUGAAACUCAUCCAGGAAAGAAAGCACGUGUUGAUUGUCCAAUUGGAAGUUUUGGUCUUGCAGAAUGGUAUUGUUCUAAUGAUGGUAAAUGGGAACCAUCUAAUGGUCCAAGUUUACUUUAUUGUAAAUCAACAUCAUUUAAUAAUUUAGCUCAAGAUUUAGAGGAAAUUGAUCAAACAGAAAGUAAAGAUGAAAUAAGAAAAUCAAUUGAAAUACUUCUUGAAGAGACAGUUAAAAAUUUAAAAGUUCAUACAACAGUUUUUGGUGGUGAUCUUAUAGUUAUUGGAGGAAUAAUUUCAAAAAUAACUGAUCAAUUUCAAUUUUUAGAUGAUGAUAAAGAAUCAGCAGGAAUUAUUGUUGAUAGAUUAUCAGAUGUUAUUGAUGUUCUCCUUAAACCAUCAAAUGAAUUUUGGAAUGAUUUAAAUGAAGAUUUAAGAAAAAAACUUUUAGUAAGAAUAUUAGAAAAUUAUGAAAAAAUGUUGUUAAAAAUUUUAGUACCAAGUGAAAGAAAAAAUGUUGCUAAUUCAAAAACAAUAUUAAAAGAAAACUUUUUAGGUGUAUCAACAGAAGUUUUAAAACAUAGUAAUGCAAAAUAUCCUUCUGAAUCAGUUAAAAAUUUUAAAGAUAAUAUUAUGAUACCAGAAGAAAUUAUUGAAAAAUAUAUUGAUACAAUGACAUUUGUUUCUUAUAAUGGAAAUAUAUCAAAAUUGUUUAAUGAAAAUAUUUAUAAUAAUUCAAAAAAAAUUUUUCCAACAAAUAUUGUUUCUGUAUCACUUUAUGAUGGUGGAAAAAAAUUUAUUAGAAUUAAUGAUAGAGAUAAAAAUUAUACAUAUCCAUUUGUAAUUGAAUUACAAUUAAAAGAAGAAAUGGAACAUUCAAAGACAAUUGAAUGUAUUAAUUAUGAUGAUGAACAAGGAUCAUGGAGUAAUGAAAAUUGUAUUUUUUCAACAAUAAAAGAUAGUAAAAUUAUUUGUCAUUGUUCAGUUUUAGGAAAGAUUGCAACUAUUAUGAUUGAUAAUAAUAUUUCUAAUAUUAUACCUAUUAAUAGUAAUAAUUAUAUUCAAUUAAUUGUUAUUAUUAGCUGUGUUAUUGGAAUUUUUUUUAUGAUAAUGGCAUUAUUUUCAGUAUUUGUUUUUUAUUCAACAUCAACAUAUGAUAAGGGUCAAACAAUAAUGUUAAGAAAUAUUACAAUAACAUAUAUUCUUUCAAAUAUUUUGAUACUUGUAUUUUUUGCAACACCAACAAUUAUUUCUGGUUCUGUUGCUUGUAGUAUUUCAACAACUUUAACGCAAUUUUUUAUAUUAUCAUUUCUUUUAUGGAUAAUUAUAUUAAAUUAUCAAUUAAUGAUUGGAAUUUCACAUAAUUAUACUGGACCAAGUAAUUUAGCAUUAUUUAUUUAUAAUACAAUUGCAUAUAUAUUACCAUUAUUUAUAAGUUUUGGAUCAGCAUACUGGUAUCAAUCAAGCAUUGGAAUUGAUAGUUGGAAAGUAAGUGAAUUUUGUUUUCAUAACAUAAGUGAUAACUUUAUUAUUGGCUAUGGUAUUCCAAUUGCUAUUGUUAUUGUUAUCAAUGCAAUUAUUUCAAUUAUAUUAUUAUUUACCAUCUUUCGUCGAGGUACUGAAGGUUAUAGUCCAUGUAAACAAGAUAUAUUAACGAACUUUAAAAAUACUAAAAAAAUGUCAAAAGGAAUAAUUUUAACUGGUAUUUUUGCUUCUAUAUCUCUUGUACCAAUACAUUUUUAUAUUGAAGCUGAGAAUCCUUUACUUAUUUAUUUAUCAUGUGCCUUUAAUAUUAUAUUAAGUUGUUUCUUUUUUAUAUAUUUUGUUGUAACUAGUAAAACAAUGGCAUAUAAUUAUAAUCAAUGGGUAUUAAGAAAUGAAUGGUUACCAGAAAUAAUUAGAGAAUCAUCAUUAAAAAAUAUUGAAAAUAAUUCACGUAAAAUGAUUUUAUCAUGUGAAGGUGAAACACCAGUUCUAUUUCCAGAAAUAUUUUCUAAUAAUAUGUCACCAGCUCAUUUUAGUUUUUCACCAUCAUGUGUUUCAACAUAUACCUAUUCUGGAGAUAAAUCAUUAUUAUGUUCAAAUUAUAAAUCACAUAUGACAUCAAAUAUUUCAUAUCAACAAAAUCCAUCACCAUUUAGUUUACAUAAUAAUGAACAAAAAAUAUGUAAUGGUGGAACAAUGUAUGAUUAUCCUUCAAUGUCUUUUGAUAAACCAAAUUAUGUUGGUACCUUUUCAACUGCCAAUACAUUAAUAAAUAAUGGUAAAAAUCAAAUGAAAUAUCAUUUUUUGGAUAAUAAUGAUCAAAAUAAUGGACAAUCAUUUAUUUAUCCAAUUGAAUGUAUUUCACCAAAUCUUCGCACAACACCUCCAAAAUUUCCACCACCUCCACCACCACAAUAUGUUAAUGGAUCAGCAACACUUCAAUAUAAAUUAAAUCAAGGACCAGUAACAAUGUCUGAAGAUUCUGCAUAUAGUGAUAGUGGAAGUUCAACAUUUAUACCACCAGUUAUAUCAAAUGGUGUUCCAUUAGUGGCAAACUAUACUAGUGGAUCAAUGGUUUUACGAAUGGAUUUAAAUAAAAAACCACCUGUUUUUUUAAGUGGAAGUAAUAAUUAA